This is a messenger RNA of Necator americanus (New World hookworm), 498 nucleotides long. RefSeq lists its product as uncharacterized. Lineage: Eukaryota; Metazoa; Nematoda; Chromadorea; Rhabditida; Ancylostomatidae. The record is from RefSeq and is a predicted model, not a curated record. Bases 1 to 498 code for a protein of 165 amino acids. The transcript has 4 exons.
AUGUAUUCGCUGCUGACCUUUCUAGCUUUUGCCUACGUGGUUUCCUCAUCACCAUGUGAGCCCGGAUGGCGAUAUUUCCCUGUGACACACUCGUGCUACAAGCUAAUCGACGACGAACUACCUUGGACUGUGGCAGAGUUCAAAUGUCUCUUCCAAGGCGCUCAUCACGUGUCAGUUAGCAGUGCCGCAGAGAAUCAGUUCGUUCAUGAAUUAGCACAUCACGGCGAAAUGUGGACUGGUGCCGCGUUCUUCGGCUCCUCGAAUGUAUAUGUGAACUCGGACCAGACACCGUACGGUCGCUACUCGAACUGGAAAAACGGAAUCACACCACCAAUGAAUCGUGCUCGACGAUGCAUCAAGAUCGAUAAGGAUGGUCAAUGGUUCCAGUCGUGUUGCAAGAAGCGAAGUUUGGCCGUAUGCGAAAAGGCGGCCUCGUACUCAUGGGAGUCCACGAACGAUCUCUCGGAGUUCCGUCGUGCGAAGUUCCGUCGAUUCUAA